AUGACGUCUCCAGCCAAAUUCAAAAAGGAUAAGGAGAUCAUAGCAGAGUACGAUACUCAGGUCAAAGAGAUCCGUGCUCAACUCACAGAGCAGAUGAAAUGCCUGGACCAGCAGUGUGAGCUCCGGGUACAGCUGUUGCAGGACCUCCAGGACUUCUUCCGUAAGAAGGCUGAGAUCGAGAUGGACUACUCCCGCAACCUGGAGAAGCUGGCAGAGCGCUUCCUGGCCAAGACCAGGAGCACCAAGGACCAGCAGUUCAAGAAGGAUCAGAAUGUUCUCUCUCCAGUCAACUGCUGGAAUCUCCUCUUAAACCAGGUGAAGCGGGAGAGCAGGGACCACACCACGCUGAGUGACAUCUACCUGAAUAAUAUCAUUCCUCGGUUCGUCCAGGUCAGCGAGGACUCAGGAAGGCUCUUUAAAAAGAGUAAAGAAGUCGGCCAGCAGCUCCAAGAUGAUCUGAUGAAGGUCCUGAAUGAGCUCUACUCGGUCAUGAAGACAUAUCACAUGUACAAUGCCGACAGCAUCAGUGCUCAGAGCAAGCUAAAGGAGGCGGAGAAGCAGGAGGAGAAGCAAAUUGGAAAAUCCGUAAAGCAAGAGGACCGGCAGGCCCCACGCUCCCCUGACUCCACAUCCAACGUCCGCAUUGAGGAGAAGCAUGUCCGGAGGAGCUCGGUGAAAAAGAUCGAGAAGAUGAAGGAGAAGCGCCAAGCCAAGUACACGGAGAACAAGCUGAAGGCCAUUAAAGCCCGGAAUGAGUACUUACUGGCCUUGGAAGCCACCAAUGCAUCUGUCUUCAAGUACUACAUCCACGACCUGUCUGACCUUAUUGAUCAGUGCUGUGAUUUAGGAUACCACGCCAGCCUGAACCGCGCACUGCGCACCUUCCUCUCUGCUGAGCUGAACCUGGAACAGUCAAAGCACGAGGGUCUGGAUGCCAUCGAGAAUGCCGUGGAAAACCUGGAUGCCACCAGUGACAAGCAGCGCCUCAUGGAGAUGUACAACAAUGUCUUCUGUCCGCCCAUGAAGUUUGAGUUCCAGCCCCACAUGGGGGACAUGGCAUCCCAGCUCUGUGCCCAGCAGCCCGUCCAGAGUGAGCUGGUACAGAGAUGCCAACAACUGCAGUCUCGCUUAUCCACCCUGAAGAUCGAGAAUGAAGAGGUAAAGAAGACAAUGGAGGCCACUCUGCAGACCAUCCAGGACAUUGUGACUGUCGAGGAUUUCGACGUGUCUGAUUGCUUCCAGUACAGCAACUCUAUGGAAUCCGUCAAGUCCACAGUCUCAGAAACCUUCAUGAGCAAACCCAGCAUCGCCAAGAGGAGAGCCAACCAGCAGGAGACAGAGCAGUUCUACUUCACGAAAAUGAAGGAGUACCUGGAGGGCAGGAACCUCAUCACCAAGCUACAAGCCAAGCACGACCUUCUCCAGAAAACCCUGGGAGAGAGUCAGCGGACAGACUGCAGUCUGGCCAGGCGUAGCUCAACUGUGAGGAAACAGGAUUCCAGCCAGGCAAUUCCUCUGGUGGUAGAAAGCUGUAUCCGGUUUAUCAGCAGACACGGGCUACAGCAUGAAGGAAUUUUCCGGGUGUCAGGAUCCCAGGUGGAAGUGAAUGACAUCAAAAACGCCUUUGAGAGAGGAGAGGACCCCCUGGCUGGAGACCAGAAUGACCACGACAUGGACUCCAUAGCUGGCGUCCUGAAGCUGUACUUCCGGGGGCUGGAGCACCCGCUCUUCCCCAAGGACAUCUUCCACGACCUGAUGGCCUGCGUCACGAUGGACAACCUGCAGGAGCGAGCUCUGCACAUCCGGAAGGUCCUCCUGGUCCUCCCCAAAACCACUCUGAUUAUCAUGAGAUACCUCUUUGCCUUCCUCAAUCAUUUAUCUCAGUUCAGCGAGGAGAACAUGAUGGACCCCUACAACCUCGCCAUCUGCUUCGGGCCCUCGCUGAUGUCGGUGCCUGAGGGCCACGACCAGGUGUCCUGCCAAGCCCACGUGAACGAGCUGAUCAAAACCAUCAUCAUCCAGCACGAGAAUGUCUUCCCCAACCCCCGGGAGCUGGAGGGCCCCGUCUACAGCAGAGGAGGGAGCACGGAGGAUUACUGUGACAGCCCUCAUGGAGAGACUACCUCGGCUGAAGACUCAACCCAGGAUGUGACCGCAGAGCACCACACCAGCGAUGACGAGUGUGAGCCCAUCGAGGCCAUUGCCAAGUUUGACUACGUGGGCCGCACGGCCCGAGAGCUGUCCUUCAAGAAGGGGGCAUCUUUGCUGCUUUACCAGCGGGCUUCCGACGACUGGUGGGAAGGCCGGCACAACGGCAUCGACGGUCUCAUCCCCCAUCAGUACAUCGUGGUCCAAGACACCGAGGACGGUGUCGUGGAGAGGUCCAGCCCCAAGUCUGAGAUUGAGGUCAUUUCUGAGCCACCUGAAGAAAAGGUGACAGCCAGGGCGGGGGCCAGCUGCCCCAGUGGGGGCCACGUAGCCGAUAUUUACCUUGCAAACAUCAACAAGGCCCCCGCUGCCCACCUGACCACUUGCACGUGCCCGCGGCUGCUGCAGGGCAGACAGGGCCGAGGAGACGUCCGCAGACCCCGUCCGCAGGCCCAGCGUGCGGCCGUCACCCUGAGGACCGGGUGCACCCUACUGUCCCCGAAGCGGCUCAGACCUUCCUGGCCGUCUGACUGCUAAAACUCUGGCCAAAGCUGCAGUCACUUCACGCAGCUUAGUUUUGUGCUGUUUCUCAGAGGUGCCUUCUCGUUUUCAGUUUUGACUCAAAUAAUAGUCUGACGUCUUCCUUGGCCCUGUCUGUUCAAAAAUCCAAAGUCUCACGUGUCUUCGGCCAGGUUCACGUUACCCCCAAUGGUUUAUUUUACCGUGUGUCUGUUUCUCCCUCAUCCUGCCUUCACUCCCCUGGAGGAAAGGAGACCACUCCCCACCGCCCACGGAAAGCUCCGUCCUGGGAUCUUCAUUCAUUGUCUAACCCCAGCUCCCUUUCCUCAUGCCCUUUCACCCCAGAAGAAACAAUUUGCCAUUUUCCCCUACCGCUUUAGCCAGUGUAUGAUCCUGCCCUACUAGCCUUGUGCAGAUGCCCACUUCCGUCCAGCAGGCUCGUAACUCUGGCCCCCGGCUUUCACUGUGGCUGUUAGCAACAUCCUGGGGUUUUUACUCCACUCGCGCCCGAUCUGGCCAUCUAGAGGGAUUCCACGCCCGUGUGCUGCUGCCUCCCCUAGAGACAUUCAGGUUAUUGGAGAACUAAUCUCAUCUCAAGGGGCCAGACACCAAGUCCCAAAGCCUACAGACCUCUUUCCGCCAGACCCUGAAACCUGGCCCAGUGCCAGCAGGAUGACAAGCCCCAGGGCGCUCCCGAUGAAUAUGGAUUGGAGAUGAUGUACAGCUUUUAUUCCCCUCUGGCUUUGGAGGAAUGAAAUGAUUUGCACAUUGAAAACCUGUUAACCGUAGCCUCUGGAUACUGAAACUGGAAGGAGAA
Molecule: messenger RNA, 3484 nt
Organism: Budorcas taxicolor (takin)
Lineage: Eukaryota; Metazoa; Chordata; Mammalia; Artiodactyla; Bovidae
Gene: SRGAP2
Product: SLIT-ROBO Rho GTPase activating protein 2
Exons: 21
Coding region: 1-2685 (894 amino acids)
Biological process (GO): signal transduction; negative regulation of cell migration
Cellular component (GO): cytoplasm
Molecular function (GO): protein binding
Source: RefSeq, a predicted model, not a curated record